Messenger RNA from Xenopus tropicalis (tropical clawed frog), 2492 nucleotides. RefSeq names its product UBX domain protein 8 (gene ubxn8). Lineage: Eukaryota; Metazoa; Chordata; Amphibia; Anura; Pipidae. Bases 131 to 955 code for a protein of 274 amino acids. Gene Ontology annotation, biological process: ERAD pathway. The transcript is spliced from 8 exons. The record is from RefSeq and is a predicted model, not a curated record.
GUAGCGCAUUCCCCUACAGCAACAUGUAAUAAAUGAGCUAUGAGUCUUAUGACACAGGAAAGUACUAAACGCUGUGUUCCGGUCACGUGGUCAGAGAGGCAGACACGCCUACUGUCAGGCAAAGCAGGAAAUGCAGUGUGUGGUUAUGGCUGGGAACCGGGCCCUGCUUGUCUGCUGUGCAGCUCUUGCUUUUAUUAUAGCUCUGGAAAUAAGGGGAAUUCCUGUAGGUUUGAAUAAAGUUGUUCUUUGGGCUGGAAGAUUUAUCUUGUUUCUUGCUCUUGUUACCAUAAUAAUUUCAUUUGUAACUCCAUGGAUUUCAUGGAUUACAUGGAAGAACAUUUGUACUGUGCCACAAGAAGAAAAGGAAAGGCAGCAAAAGCUUUUAAGGGAAAAGCAGCAAGAACAGUUGAGUAAACGGGUUAAUUUGCAUGCUGAGAAUGUUCUAAAGCCACGUGAAGAACUGAAGCUUCAAAAGAAAAAAGAAAAAUAUGGUAAAACACAACGAUGGACAUUAUCUCAAGGCUACAGGCUAGGUGAGGCUGAGGAGGGUGUGAAUAAAUGCAGUGAUUCAGCCCAUGGCACAGAGAGUGCAAAUAAUGAGGCUUUAAGGAAAAGAAAACUACCAGAGCAAGUCACCAAGCCCUUGCCAAAAGAUGAGCAGCCCAAACCUAGAAAGGUCAUUGCUUUGCCAGAAGAACCUUCUGAAGUAGGGGAUGGGGUAAUUACCAUUGUCCUAAGAUGUCCAAGCGGGCGUGUUUUUAAAAGAAGAUUUUACACAUCCUGCACUUCAGAAGUUUUGUUGGAUUGGAUGAAGAAACUAGGUUACCAUCCAGUUAUUUAUACCAUCUACUCCACAUUUCCAAGAUGCCAGUUAGAACUCAAGAAUGGUUCAUCAUUAGAGGAUAUUGGGAUUUUAAAGGACAUGGUUUUGAAUGUUGAAAAAAAAGAUUCUUAAUAUGUUGAGUGGGCCGACUGAAUCUGAUGAUCAUUCCUGACCAACAGCAUCACCAUUUUUAUACUAGGGGGCAGAUUUACAAACAUUUGGAUUUUCAUGGUAUUAGAGUAUUUUGAAACCUUGACUAAACUCAUUUCCACAAUUUGAAUUGAUAAAGCACAAAUGUGGAAAAAAAUUUAAACUACGAAGAAAGAUCUCCCGGUUGUAAAAAAAAGACACCUGCCAUCGACUUCACAUGACCUUGACAGCUUUUAGAUGGCGUAUUUUUUUCUUUCUGAUUUGUCACAAUUUUGUUGCAUAUGAAUGGUGAAAAAAUAGUUUUUUGUGCAAAAAAUUACGAACCGUGAAAAAGAAAAAUUGAACUUUAGUAAAUGCACCCCUAGGUGUCAGUAUUAUACAUUUUAUAUCAUGUCUGUGUACAAUUUCACAGAGAUAUGGACAUUUAUUUUUAUAUUUUUUGGCCAAAAAUUCUUUGUAAGAGAUGUGCUUAAGUAACUAAAAGCUUCAGCAUUUUUUAACUUGCUCUAGCAGUCAAUUAUUUAGAGGCUGAUGGGUAAUUUAAAGCAUGAUGCUACAGAAGCUUGUUUUCUAAGCUACAUUCUUCCUGGAUCCUCUAUGGGCCAUAGAGUGAAAAGCUGGGUUGUCUUUUUGCUCUACUGCGCGUGAUGUCCUGGCCUGGGACCACAGAGAGAAUCCAAGAACAGGAAGAGUGGGGUGCCUAACAUUUUGGUUCCCCUCUUGUCAUUGUGCCUUUUCUUCUCCUUUAAUACUGAUUCCAAGAUCUUACACUGUACAUCAUUAUACUACAGAUAAGCCCAAAUGAGAGUCAGUUGCAUGUGUAGGUGCAACAAGCAGCAAGAGCUCCCUCGCCUCUCAGCACCUUAUUAUGUAAAGCAGAUGCAAUCGGCAGUAUGGUGCAAGAAACAAAUAUAAAGGGGCUUUAAUUCAUAAAUUAACUUCUCAUGUAAAGCACCAUAAAGUAUUAGAGCGAAAAUAGCUUUGGCACCAAAGAGGACUAUUUGGAAUAAUAAACAUAACAUGGUAUCCAUGACAGUUGAUAGCCAUGUUGAUAAAAAUGAUAUUUACCUCAACCUUCAGGAAAGACGUUAAUCCUUUUAAACUGAAAUUCGACCACACUUGGAGAUUUUAAGUGGGAUGCAGUAAGGCCCAGUAAAUGAAAUGCAUCUUUACUCCCCUGUAUUUAAAGGUAAAUAUAGUAAUAUGACAAUAAGGGAAACGAAAGAGAUACUUCUAGUUAGCUUGAAUUCUGCUUUCAAAUUAACGUAUCCUACGAGUAUAUAAACAUCAUGUUUUGCUCACACUCAUUCUAUCUAAAGCCAGUAUACAAGUACAGUAUAUGGACAAUUGCCUAGCCACCUGCCCAUCUCAUUUUUUAAAACACAUUUAAAGGGGAACUCCAGCUUCAGAAACAUAAUUUGUUAAAGAGCCCUACAUAACAUAGAUAUCCCUAUUAUACCUAUCACUGUAAUCUCUUCCUUCAAAAACUAUGAAUAAAUACCUUUUUUAUAUGCUGAAA